GGUGCCCCACCCCAAGCUGCCCCAUUCCAAGGUGCCCCACCCCAAGGUGCCCUUCCUCCCAUACACGUACCCCAGACUCGUAAUGCCGGGAAGCCUUCCAUGAUCUUGGGAACGGGCCUUUGUAUGUUCGCCUUGUUCUUCGGACUAGCCGGGGGGGCCAUAUUGUUUGGUGGCCGGGGCACUGUUUUAGUAGCCCCAGGUGCCAUCAUGUUCGUUAUUGGUGUCAUCUGUGCCAUUUUCACUGGCAUAUUUUUCAUGCGGUGGCAGAAGCAGGAAAAGGAGAUGAAAAAUGUGACACAACAAUCAGCUAGGUUCAGAACUCUUGGAUUUAACUCGUCAGGGACACAGUCGGCUAUGGUCCAUCCGCCAGCGGUGGGGCCAACUGGCGUUUAUGGCCCCGGGGCAGGAAAUAGCUACCAGGGGCCGCCUGUUCAUCAAGGACAACCACAAGGUUGGCAAGUACAACCUCAAGAGUAUCCGGAAGUUCCUGCAGUACAGUAUCCGCAAGUUCCUCCUGCACAGUAUCCUCAAGUUCCUCCUGCACAGUAUCCUCAAGUUCCCCCAGUACAGUAUCCGCAAGCUGGAGCUCCCUACCCAACUCAAGCACCAUAUCCUGAGCAACCCGACAUUGAGGCAAAGGAACCGUCAGCUCCACCCCCAUCCUAUGAUGACACUUUCAAAAAAUAGAUUUGCCAAAGUAAUUCAUCUUGAGGUGCCCCCUCCUAAAAAUAGAGCACACACCGACAAAGGAAACAUGGAUCUGGUCUACAGCCGCGUUCGAAUUGGACUUUUUGGUCUGGUAACUUAUACCAGGGAGUGUAAGUUACAUGCUAGGUCACCAGGGUCACCAUUCCUGACCAGAUAACGGAAAUCACGUGACAGUAUUGUUCAGUUACCGGAAUGGUGCAAUCGCAUUUGCGGCAUUGUUAAGUUAACGCGACUCGAAUCGGCCUGUUCUGUUCAGCCGUAAUUUACCACCCCGGUAAGUUACAGACUGUUUGCAUUUUGCGGCGGUAAGUCCAAUGGGAGCGUGGCUUAAGAUACUUGACCAUGGUCGAGAGAAUUUUUUCUUAAAAGUUUUCUUUUUAAUAGUAUUUAACAAAGCUUUUUAUGUGCACAUAGCCAAAGAGUGCUCAAAGUGCCUUUAGGAGAAAAAAUAAUAUAUAGUAUAGAAAUAUUACAAAAAACAUAUUUAGGCCUAUUUUAUUGUGAUAACUUUUUGAUGCUUUUUGAAUAUAUUUUGUAUGGUAUUAAUACUCUUUCUCUGAAAUAAGGCACCAAUAUUUGAAUUUUUUAUUUUUUCAGGGAGGUAGUUUUUCGGUAAUAUUUCAAUAUUAGUGUAGGGGUAAAACACAAAUAAUAUUUGUUGACCCUGAUGUAAGUUUAACAUACAUUGGAUUGGUAAAGAUCAUCUCAUAAGAUAUGAACCAAGAGUCAUGGGGAAGGGGUGGGGCCUCCCUCCCUCCCUCCCUGUCUGCAUACUUGAUACAGCUUUAAUGUGUACAGUGCAUUUAGUUAUAAAACACACGAUGGUCACUUGUCAAAGUGGUUCAUGUUUGGUAGGAAAUAUUUGAGGGCAAUUUUGGGGUAUACCAUCUACCCCAUACCGAGAGUUCUAUGGAGUUAUUAUGUGCAGUGGUGAAUUGAUCACAAUCAGGCUGGAGGUUGGGCUGGAGUUUUGAAGGAUUUAGGAUGAAAUUUGUUCUUCAAUCCUCAAACGAGGUGGAGGAUUGCAAAGGACUGGGGUCAGUAGAUGUAUAGGUCAUAACAACAACUGCUUAUUCACAGGGUCAGGCAUUCUAAGUCUAAACACUUCAGUGCGGAGUGACCUAUAGGAGAUGAGGAAAUUAGAGGGAUUGGUUCUCACUCUAGACAAGUUGCCAAGUCUCAGAAGUUUGUAGGUUUUUUUUAGAAAUGUAAUUAAUAGCGAAUGUUUUUACACCAUUUGGUUGAUAAUCAGUGACUGAAA
Messenger RNA from Asterias rubens (European starfish), 1969 nucleotides. RefSeq lists its product as uncharacterized. The record is from RefSeq and is a predicted model, not a curated record. NCBI's taxonomy places the organism in Eukaryota, Metazoa, Echinodermata, Asteroidea, Forcipulatida, Asteriidae. The transcript has 3 exons. Bases 392 to 865 code for a protein of 157 amino acids.